Messenger RNA from Chenopodium quinoa (quinoa), 697 nucleotides. RefSeq lists its product as uncharacterized. The transcript has 2 exons. The coding region runs from base 130 to 522 and encodes 130 amino acids. The record is from RefSeq and is a predicted model, not a curated record. Lineage: Eukaryota; Viridiplantae; Streptophyta; Magnoliopsida; Caryophyllales; Amaranthaceae.
GUAUGCUAGUAGCUACUAUAAAUAGAAAGGGUUGUAGGAGGAAAUAGUAAGAAGUGCAACAAAAGCAUUAUUAGUUCAUUAACAAAAAGAAAAAUAUUAAGUUUCGAGCUUAAUCUAGAAAAACAGAAAAUGAAGAAGGUCUUAGCUAACUUGAUGGUUGUUCCCGUUGUUUUAGCAGUAAUGUUACUCUUGUUCAGUACUACUACUACAGCUACAGUGGUUGAAAAGAUGGAAACAACUUCUGAAGAAAGGCCGCCUGUGAUGGUAGUCGAAGAAGUAAUGAUCAUGGUUGAACAACCAAAAAGCGACGAUAAUUUUGGAAACAGAAAAACAAAGAUGAUGUUUAUGGAACCAAAUAAUAAUAAUGGUGGAUUAGAUGCACAAAUUAUUAAGGAAGUAACAAGUAAUACCGUUGAAGCUAUAACAACAUGCGGAUCAAAAGGCGAUUCGUGUGGUUGGCUUUGGAAGUGUUGUCCUGGCCUCACUUGUGAUCCAGGAUUGUAUGUUAACAUUUGUAAAUAAUUAAGUAGUAACCAUCAAUAUCUCUUCUUUCUUGUUUUUAAAUUAUGCAUUAUGUCAUUUAAUUUGUUUACUUCCAUAGCCUUUGAGCUAUAUAUGCUUAUGUGUUUGGUUAAUCAUGAUCAUUAUGCUUGUAUUAUGAUGGACCAUAAUAAAAAUUAUGUAUGUGAUUUUCAAA